This is a messenger RNA of Perognathus longimembris pacificus (Pacific pocket mouse), 2022 nucleotides long. It is a transcript of the gene Irgq, whose product is annotated as immunity related GTPase Q. Bases 152 to 1978 code for a protein of 608 amino acids. Gene Ontology annotation, molecular function: GTP binding. The transcript has 3 exons. The record is from RefSeq and is a predicted model, not a curated record. NCBI's taxonomy places the organism in Eukaryota, Metazoa, Chordata, Mammalia, Rodentia, Heteromyidae.
UGCCGCGGACGCAGCAGCGAGCCGGGCGCGCCUCGGCCUUUCCUGGGGCGGCGGGGGGGCGGGAAAGUGGGGGGCGCCGUCACCGUCGCCAAACCUCCCCAGUCGGGCACCCGGACGCUCCCCCUCGUCCAGGAAGCGUGUGGUGUCAGCAAUGCCUCCUCCGCAGGGUGACGUGACUGCCUUGUUCCUGGGGCCUCCAGGCUCGGGAAAGUCUGCACUGAUCUCGGCGUUGUGCGACAAGAACGUGCAGACCGUAGAGAUCCCCGAGAGACAGCCGGAAUCCGGGGUCCCUAGCCUGAAAGCUGCGGGACCUGGACUCUUCCUCGGCGAGCUGAGCUGUCCGCCCGCGGCUCCAGGGCCCUGGGCGGCCGAGGCCAAUGUGCUGGUAUUGGUGCUGCCGGGACCUGAAGAGAAUGGGGAGCCCUUAGCGCCAGCCCUGGGCGAGGCAGCGCGGGCUGCCCUGGCUCGAGGGACCCCGUUAUUGGCUGUGCGGAAUCUACGUCCUGGCGAUUCACAGAACGAUGCCCAGGCUCGAGAUCAGACAGCGGCCUUGCUGGACGGCGCGGGGUUAGGAGCAGCUUCUCUUUUCGUGUUGCCGGUGGACUAUGGCAGCGGCGACCACUGCGAGGAGCUAGAGCGCCUGAGGGUGGCGCUGCGGAGCCAGGCCGAGGCUCUGCAGAGGCUCCUGCCACCGGCCCAGGAUGGUUUUGAGGUGCUUGGUGCUGCAGAAUUGGAGGCCGUGCGUGAGGCCUUUGAGACCGGUGGCUUGGAAGCUGCACUGUCGUGGGUGCGCGCUGGCCUGGAGCGCCUGGGAAGUGCCCGGCUGGACCUGGCAGUGGCUGGUACCUCCAACAUAGGCCUUGUGCUGAACGAACUGCUCGGGUUGGAUCCUGGGGACCCAGGAGCUGUGCCUGCCUCGAUGCCCACGGUGCCCACUGCCUUCCCAGCCCCGGAGCGCCCCAAUGUGGUGCUGUGGGCCAUCCCUCUGGACCCCACAGGGGUGACGACCACCCCUCACCCAACCCAGUACAAUGCUCUCAUCCUCGUCACCCUAGGGGCCCCCACGGACAAGGACUGGGCCCAGGCCCGUGGGUUGGUGUCGCCUGACGCACCGCUGGUGGCCGUGCGAACCGAUGGCCAGGGCGAGGAUCCUCCGGAGGCACGGGUGGACGAGGCAACGUUGGAGAAGCGCAGUGGUGGUGACGGCGGGCACUUGGGGAGCUCGGGCGAGAGGCGGGUGGAGGACCCCGGCGCCAGGUCGCCAGGUUUGGAGGCGGGUGGCGGUGAUCGUGCACUGGUGGGGGAUCUCCGGAUGGCCGGCGGCGCAGAUCCUGGGCGCUUGGGGCCUUGUAGCCCUGAGGACGAGACGUGGGAGGUGCUGGAGGCGGCGCCGCCGCCUGUCUUCCCACUGCGGCCCGGGCUCCCGGCGCUGGGCGCCUGGCUGCGGCGCGCGCUGCCCGCGGCGCAGGCGGGGGCGCUGCUGCUAGCGCUGCCCCCCGCGUCCCCGGGCGCCGCACGGAGCAAGGCGGCAGCACUGCGGGCCGGGGCCUGGAGACCCGCGCUGCUGGCCAGCCUGGCGGCGGCGGCGGCCCCAGUACCGGGGCUGGGCUGGGCAUGCGACGUGGCGCUGCUCCGGGGUCAGCUGGCGGAGUGGCGGCGCGCGCUGGGGCUCGAACCCGGGGUGCUGGCGCGGCGGGAGCGGGCCCUGGGCCUGGCACCAGGGGCGCUGGCGGCGCGCGCGCGCUUCCCGGGCCCGGUGACGCGCGCCGAGGUGGAGGCCCGGCUGGGCGCCUGGGCCGGCGAGGGCACGGCUGGGGGCGCGGCGCUGGGCGCCCUCUCCUUCCUGUGGCCUGCGGGGGGCGCCGCCGCCACCGGGGGCCUCGGCUACCGCGCGGCGCACGGGGUCCUGCUGCAGGCCCUGGAGGAGAUGCAGGCAGACGCCGAGGCCGUGCUGGCGCCCCCGGAGUCUGCCCAGUGAAGGGCCCAGCAUCUCCGUUAGAAGUGGGGUGGGGGGCUUGGAAA